Varanus komodoensis (Komodo dragon) is the source of this 3212-nucleotide messenger RNA. It is a transcript of the gene ABCB1, whose product is annotated as ATP binding cassette subfamily B member 1. The record is from RefSeq and is a predicted model, not a curated record. Gene Ontology annotation, biological process: transmembrane transport. NCBI's taxonomy places the organism in Eukaryota, Metazoa, Chordata, Lepidosauria, Squamata, Varanidae. The transcript has 24 exons. Gene Ontology annotation, molecular function: ATP hydrolysis activity; ATP binding; ABC-type transporter activity. Gene Ontology annotation, cellular component: membrane. The coding region runs from base 95 to 3082 and encodes 995 amino acids.
CCUGUUACAGUAAACUUUUGCCUACUUGAUAUAAUUGAGCAGAAUUCCAUCCACUGCUCAUCAGCAGCCACAUCACAAAGCGCAUCACUAUUGAAUGUUUCAAAAAGAAGAGUCAAUAAAAAAGAAUUCCAAUCUGACAGAAAUGGCUUCCGAAAAAUCAAAGACACACAUUAAUGGAAAGGCUGCUGAGAUGACUGUAACAGACAAUGUUUCCGAGACUAAAAGCAAAAAGAAUAAUAAGGAAAAGAAAGAGAAGCCUAAAAUGGUAGGCCCAUUUACAGUGUUUCGUUAUUCGGACUGCUUGGAUAAACUGUUAAUGGCAUUAGGAAUGCUCUUGGCUGCACUUCAUGGAGCUUCCCUUCCACUCAUGAUGAUUGUUUUUGGAGAUAUGACAGAUAGCUUUGUUGGUUCUGGAAUUAGUCAACCAGAUAAUGUAUCUCAGAUUACUCUUAGCCUUCAAGAGAACAUGACAAGAUAUGCAUACUAUUACACAGGACUGGGAUUUGCUGUUCUUCUGGCUGCCUAUGUGCACAUUGCAUGUUGGACGCUUGCGGCUGGCCGCCAAAUCAAGAGAAUUAGGCAAUAUUUUUUCCAUGCCAUCAUGAGGCAAGACAUUGGGUGGUUUGAUGUAAAUGAUGUUGGGGAACUAAAUACUCGACUUACUGACGAUGUCUCCAAAAUCAACGAAGGAAUUGGUGAUAAAAUUGCAAUGUUGAUUCAGGGAGUAUCUUCAUUCGUAACAGGAUUUAUAAUUGGGUUCAUUAAAGGAUGGAAGUUGACUCUCGUCAUCCUUGCCAUCAGUCCUGUUUUGGGGCUUUCAGCUGCUCUCUGGGCAAAGGUUCUUACUGCAUUCACCAAUAAGGAGCUUGCUGCCUAUGCAAAAGCUGGAUCAGUUGCUGAGGAGGUCCUGGGAGCAAUUAGGACAGUGAUAGCUUUUGGAGGACAGAAGAAAGAAAUUGAAAGGUAUCAUAAAAAUUUAGAAGAUGCUAAAAACAUUGGAAUAAAGAAAGCUAUUACUGCCAAUGUUUCUAUGGGAAUUGCUUUCUUAUUAAUAUAUGCAUCAUAUGCAUUAGCUUUUUGGUAUGGAACUACCUUGAUAAUAGAUGAAGGGUAUUCCAUUGGAAAAGUACUUACAGUCUUCUUUUCCGUGCUAAUUGGAGCAUUUUCCAUCGGUCAAGUGACGCCAAACCUAGAAGCAUUUGCUGCUGCAAGGGGAGCUGCUUAUGCAAUAUUCAAUAUCAUAGACAAUCAACCUAAAAUUGACAGCUUUUCAGAAGCAGGCUACAAACCUGACCAUAUUAAAGGCAAUCUGAAUUUCCAAAAUGUGCAUUUCAAUUACCCAUCAAGACCAGAUGUCAAGGUUUUACAGGGCUUGAACCUGAAGGUGAACAGUGGCCAGACUGUAGCACUCGUAGGCAGCAGUGGUUGUGGAAAAAGCACAACAGUCCAACUGAUACAGAGGUUUUAUGAUCCUGAGGAAGGCAUAAUCACCAUUGAUGGUCAGGAUAUCAGGACCCUAAACUUGCGGUAUCUGAGGGAGAUUAUCGGUGUGGUGAACCAGGAACCGGUGCUGUUUGCAACCACAAUUGCCGAAAACAUUCGAUAUGGUCGUGAAGAUGUCACCAUGGAAGAAAUGGAAAAAGCUGUCAAAGAAGCCAAUGCCUAUGACUUCAUCAUGAAAUUGCCCAAUAAGUUUGACACAGUGGUGGGGGAAAGGGGGGCCCAACUAAGUGGAGGACAGAAGCAGAGGAUCGCGAUUGCCCGGGCCCUUGUUCGGAAUCCCAAGGUCCUGCUGCUGGAUGAGGCGACGUCCGCUUUGGAUACUGAAAGUGAAGCUGUGGUGCAGGCAGCACUGGACAAGGUCAGGGAAGGUCGCACAACGAUCGUCAUAGCCCAUCGUUUGUCUACAGUUCGAAACGCCGAUGUUAUCGCUGCUUUUGAAAAUGGUGUCAUCACAGAGCAAGGGUCUCAUAGUGAACUAAUGGAAAAGAGAGGAGUUUAUUUCAAACUUGUUAAUAUGCAGUCAAUUGAAACUGAGUUUCAGUCAGAAGAUGAAGAUGAGCCCAGUUCCCCAAAACACACAUCAGGUGAAGUAUUCAAAGACUCCCUACCGAAUGGAUUGAAAAGGCGUUCAACUCGCAGGAGCGUCAAAAAGCCAGAAACACAAAAUGAAGGCCUUGAGGUUCAAACUGUUCAACCCGAUGCAAAUGUGCCCCCAGUCUCGUUUCUGAAAAUUAUGAAGCUAAAUCAAUCUGAAUGGCCGUACUUCUUGGUGGGCACACUUAGUGCAAUAAUCAACGGAGUCCUGCAACCGGCAUUUUCAAUAAUAUUCUCAGAAAUCAUUGGGAUUUUUGCAAUACAAGACCCUAAAACUGUACGAGAAAAGAGCAACAUGUAUGCGUUGCUUUUCUUAGGACUUGGGAUCAUUUCCUUUGUAACAUUUUUCCUUCAGGGGUUCACCUUUGGCAGAGCUGGAGAGAUCCUUACAAUGAAGCUUCGUUACAUGGGAUUCAAGGCAAUACUUAGACAGGACAUUGGCUGGUUUGAUGACCCUAAAAACAGCACUGGAGCAUUGACUGCACGACUUGCUCAUGAUGCUUCUGAAGUAAAGGGUGCUACAGGGGCCAGGCUAGGCAUGAUCGCCCAAAAUGUUGCUAACCUUGGAACGGGAAUCAUCAUAUCACUGGUGUAUGGCUGGCAGCUGACCCUUUUGAUCUUGGCUGUUGUGCCCAUCAUUGCCAUAGGAGGGCUCAUUGAAAUGAGAAUGUUGUCUGGACAUGCCAAGAAAGACAAAAAGGAACUCGAGAAUGCAGGGAAGAUUGCAACAGAAGCAAUAGGGAAUAUCCGAACUGUUGUUUCCCUUACUCAGGAAAGAAAAUUUGAACUCAUGUAUGGAGAAAAUUUGAUAGUACCUUACAGGAAUUCUGUGAGGAAAGCACACAUUCAUGGUCUGACUUUUGGCAUUUCCCAAGCAAUGAUGUACUUUACCUAUGCGGGUUGUUUUCGAUUUGGUGCCUAUCUUGUGGACAAUGGAGACAUAGAAUUUAAGAAUGUUUUCUUGAAAGUACUAGUGGCAAUGUAACAUUUAACAAAGUGGCAUUCAACUACCCGACCCGGCCAGAUGUCACAGUGCUCCGAGGACUGAGUGUGGCUGUCGAGAAGGGAUGGACACUGGCUCUCGUGGGAAGCAGUGGCUGCGGCAAGAGCACCCU